AUGCCCAUCAAAACAUUCCUUCUAUCAGCAGCAACAAGCCUCCUCGUAUCCACCACCACCACCACCCUCGCUCAAAAUGUCACAACAACAACCACCCUGACCCUCCCCCUCUACGGCCUCGACCCCACCCAAUCCCUCGCCGCCUCCGUAAUCGCCGCUUCCCCCAAUGCCACCACCCUCUACAUCAACUGUCUCGAAUCUCCCUCGGACCCUCUAGCCUGCGUGGGAUUCGCGUACUCGAGAACUCUGAUCACGGGACCCGAGACUUAUCGCUUGGAAGUUUCCGAGGCGGAUUUGACUUCUACGCAGGAUUGUUCUUCUGGGAAGGAAAUGGGAAUGGCAAAGACAGGUGUUGUGUGUGAGGAGUACAUGACGAGUGGGGAAGCUGUGAAUUAUCAGGGCGUCGCGACGUAUCCUUUAGAUGGGGUCACGGCUUUUGAGGUUGCUGUUACUGCUGGGGUGGGCAAACUGAUGGAGGCGGAAGAGACGGGUGGUGCUACUGCUACACCCUCCUCCUCCUCCUCCUCUUCUCCUGGUGUGACUGCUACGAUGACGGGCGAUGCGCCGAGUGGGAGCAUGACUGGUGCUGCGGCCGCCAGAGGUGUGGGGAAAGAGAUGGCGCUUCUGGCUGUUGUUUGUGGAAUGGGGAGCUUGUGGCUUUGA
Messenger RNA from Ramularia collo-cygni, 663 nucleotides. RefSeq lists its product as uncharacterized. The record is from RefSeq and is a predicted model, not a curated record. The transcript has a single exon. Bases 1 to 663 code for a protein of 220 amino acids. NCBI's taxonomy places the organism in Eukaryota, Fungi, Ascomycota, Dothideomycetes, Mycosphaerellales, Mycosphaerellaceae.